AUGUCGGCCAACGGUACAACGCACAGCUGGACGUCGCUCCCUGACGCGAUGUCCAAGUCUGUUUCAUCACUUAACAAAAGACUUGACAGUGAUCCUCAGUGGCAAGCGUUCAUCGAUACAAAUGCCAUCAUAGAGCCUGUUACCAUGGGCAUAGCUACCGCGGGAGGUGAUGCUAUCAUGGUUCGGGUCGAGCCAAAUGCGAAAACUUCGGUGUCUACUGGACCCGCAGACAAGUCAGACUUCACGUUAGCAGCUAAGGCCGAACAAUGGGAAAAGUUCUUCGCAGCUGAUCCUAGGGCCCCCUUUACAUCUUUCGUCGGCCUACAAGGUAUGAACAUUAAGCAAGAGGGCGUUGGAGUUCAGGGGAACCAAACCAGGUUUGCUCAAUAUGGUCAUCUUGCGACCCGACUUCUCGAAAUGCUCCGCGAUGGCCUUCAUGGUCCGAUGGAGGAGUAUAAGCAUGAAGCAAUGCAUGAAGACCAUAUAGUGGGCAAAUAUGCUUACGUUGAUUGUCCUGUUUGGGGGCGCACCAAAAUCUUCUACGAGACAUCUGGCAACGGACCCCAACAGAUUGUUUUCUGCCACACUGCUGGUUCAGACUCUCGACAAUACCAUGGCGUAAUGAACCAUCCGGAAAUGAUGAAGCGAUGUACCAUGAUCGCGUUCGAUCUGCCAGCACAUGGUAGGUCGUUCCCGAAUGCCAACUAUAUCCCGGGCAACCAUACAAACAACGAAGAUGCGUAUGUUGGCACGAUCGCGGCUGUGAUCAAAACCCUCAAACUCAACAAACCAAUUGUAUGUGGUGCUAGCAUGGCUGGCCAGGUCUGCGUGGCCGUUGCCAUUCGCAACGAUGAGGUACAAUCAGGCGGUACUAUUCCAAUGCAGGGCUGUGACUACCUCACUAUGGAUCGUCAAUUCAAUGACAAAUCACCUGUUGUCAAUCAAGCCUUGUUCAAUCCUGACUGGAUUUAUGGCAUGAUGGCGCCGAAGUCACCCUAUGUGAACAAACAACUCAUAUGGCAUACGUAUUCUGGACAAGCUUAUGGUAUCUUCCAUGGCGAUCUUGACUUUUAUUUCGGAGGGUUUGAUGCUCGGGAUCGUGUCGAGCAGAUCGAUGUCAAAAAGUGCCCGAUCUAUUUCUUGACAGGCGAGUUCGAUUGGUCCACAACCCCUGAGAUGUCCAAGGCUACCGCCGACAAGAUCAAAGGCGCACGGUUUCAAGCCAUGAAAGAUCUGGGUCAUUUUCCAGCAACGGAGAACCCAUCCCUCUUCGUUCCAUAUCUGGUCGAGGCUAUUGACUGGAUUCAGAAGACCAGGGAGGAUUGA
This is a messenger RNA of Lithohypha guttulata, 1326 nucleotides long. RefSeq lists its product as uncharacterized. The record is from RefSeq and is a predicted model, not a curated record. The coding region runs from base 1 to 1326 and encodes 441 amino acids. Lineage: Eukaryota; Fungi; Ascomycota; Eurotiomycetes; Chaetothyriales; Trichomeriaceae. The transcript has 3 exons.